UUUUAUUUUUAAAUUUUUAUUCUAUAAUAUUUUUUCAUAAUUUUUUUUAUUUUGAUUCUUACAAUGCAGUCUCCAGUGGGCGCCCAUAAUCCCCUUCAAAUAUUUUUUCUAUAAAUUAACUCUUUUAGUCUGGUUCAAUUUUUUAAAAAAAAUAGUACAGAUUAUAAUUAAUGGAUCAUAGACGGAUUUCUGACAUCGUUGGGUGUGGUGUACCCAGCAUUCUACCUAUUAUCCCAAUUUGGUCGUGGUGUCAGGAGGGGGAGGGGCGCAUGUAUACUCCGCCACUAGUACUUUUUUUUUACUGUAAACUCUGCCAGAAAAAAAAACAGGUUAAAACAAAUUUUGAGUACCUACUUACUUUUUCACAUUAAAUUUGGUUUUGUUUUUUGCUUAGUAGUGUGCGUUUUCUUUUUGAAGCCAUUUCCCAAAAUGUAGCACUGGAUCCGCCACUGCCGUAUAGGACUACGUGCUACAAUAAGUACAAAUGUACAAUGAUAAUAUUAACAAACAAUGAAACAACCUAUUUCGACAUUGUCGUGCAAAUAUCUAAAACGGUCGUUCUUGUUUGCAUCAUCAUACUAAAAAAAAUGUGUUUGUAAUUGUACACGUUUUCCAUAUGUGCGAACAUAAUGGCAAUGUAAGUAUAGGUACUAAUAAAAACGUCCAGAUCGUCAAGCGUCAGUUUAACAAAUAAUUAGCGGUGGACAGAUAAAAAAAAUUUUCAAAAUUAAGGGCGAGGUGUAUGGUUGAGCCCGUCCGUACGAUAUUUGUUUGUUUGCUUGAAUUUAAAAUUAGGCUUAUGUAGAAGUUUGGGUUUACAGUUGUGAUCAUUGCGCGAUGUUACGCAUAUGAGGACGUGUGUGUGUUCACCAUACGGCGAAUUUGGUACCCAACGAACUCGUUCACCUCUGCCUAUGUUAACUGUUCGUCUCUGUUUAUAUAUAAAGCAAUCUGACUGCGGACGUGACAGUGCCGAGCGAUGGACUACUUUUCUGCGUUUAGCGCCGAUCGUGAUAUCUGCCAGACAGCGCCACUCGUCGUCGACCUUCCAAUUUUUGGAACACGGUCGUGAUCACCAUUCCACCCGAAGAUUAGUCAUCGGACGACAGUCAACACUCAAGAGGAGAUUGUCUCAUCCUGUGGUUCAACCACGAGCAUCGUAGCUUUAGUAAAUUGAUAUUCUAUUGAUACCUAUAUAAGCAAAUGAAUAAAUCAUUCAAUGAUUGUUUUACAUUAAAACACUUAUCUCAUUAAUUAUUACACAUUUAUGAAUAUAAAAGAAUAAUAAAAAGGUUUAUUCGUUUUAGAAUAUUAUAAUAUCAAUGUAAUAUACAAAACUAAGUGUUGGAUUGGGGGGACUGUUGAGACUGUUUAUGGCAAUUGAGUCACCAACUUCUAUACACUACUGUUUAGACUUUAGGUAUUAUCAUGAAGUCUAAAAACUGAGAAUAUAAUUUGGUGACAAAUAAGUAUUAAUUAUUAUUUCUAAAUCAAAUAUAACAUUUCAAUAUAAAAUUUUAAUCAGAUAUUAGUCGCUGUGUAUACUACAUCAUUAGUCACACCUCAGCCUUUCAGAUAAUUAAAGUAUAAAAACUGUUGUUUCAUACAUAUUUUAUUAACACAAAUCAAUCUCAUACAAUUUUUACAUUUUUUAAUAUUAUUUAUAAAAAAAAGAAAACUAUUAUUAAUUUUCAAAAAGUUACUUUGUGUACAGCAUGUUAUGAAUAAUGCUAAAAAAAAUUGAAUGAAAAUAAUAAAACGAACCAAUUAAAAAUUAGCUUAAUAUGAAUAAAUUAGUCCUCAGUUAGUAAAUUAUUUAUAAAAGUGAUAAGGCAUUUAUUGCUCAUCAUUGCCAGCAAUUUAAGAUAUUUAACUUCAUUUUUUUGUUAAAAAGUAUAUUGAGUAUAUAAAUAAACUGUCUAGAUGUGAAAUUAAAUUAUUUUUCUAUUUUCUAUUUAAACAUGAAGUCAUAGCGCAACUAACACUAGGUUAAUGGCAAUCAUUGACAUUUACCUUCCACAACACUUAAGAAGUACAAUGUAAGCAUAACGGUAAGACGAGUGCACAUCAACGCAGUAAAAAAAUAACUGCCACGACCCACUGCAAUAAACUGUCUACCCAUUUCUAACUGUUUUGGUGAGCAUCUGUGUUAAUUUUAUUGAGAUAAUUGUCAUAAUAAAGAAAAUAAUUUAUUCAGAGUAUUUAUGUAAUGAAAUGUUCAUCCACGAAUACCAAAGAAAAUCAAGGAUAGUGGAGGUUAAAGUAUACAAACCAACAAUGUAUACUUAUAUCCAAAUUUAUACAUGAUGGGUUGAUUUUAUUUCCUCAACACCCUACAGCUUAGCACACAAAAACAUUGAGCCCAAUGUGUAAAACUAGAAAUUUGAUGAUAUGAAAUACAAAAUCAAACAUCAAAUUGUACAGCAAAAACAUUCUCAAAAAAUGUUACAAAUUGUACAUUGUCAAUGUAACAUAAACACAUUAUAUUAUAAUACAUGGUAUUACCACACAAAAUUAAAUCUAAUAUAUUAUGUUUAUUUAUGUAGCUAUAUAUUAAUGUCAUACAUGAAUGUAUUCAUCAUUGAUUUAUGUAAUAUAUAUAUAAUUAUUUGCAAAUUUUAAGAUAAAAAAAAAAA
Myzus persicae (green peach aphid) is the source of this 2636-nucleotide messenger RNA. RefSeq lists its product as uncharacterized. Lineage: Eukaryota; Metazoa; Arthropoda; Insecta; Hemiptera; Aphididae. The coding region runs from base 849 to 1163 and encodes 104 amino acids. The transcript has 2 exons. The record is from RefSeq and is a predicted model, not a curated record.